Messenger RNA from Vombatus ursinus (common wombat), 1891 nucleotides. Its product is annotated as zinc finger protein 737-like. Gene Ontology annotation, molecular function: DNA-binding transcription factor activity; RNA polymerase II cis-regulatory region sequence-specific DNA binding. The record is from RefSeq and is a predicted model, not a curated record. Gene Ontology annotation, biological process: regulation of transcription by RNA polymerase II. NCBI's taxonomy places the organism in Eukaryota, Metazoa, Chordata, Mammalia, Diprotodontia, Vombatidae. The annotation marks the transcript as partial. The transcript has a single exon.
UCAGCAUGUGGAAAAUCUUUCAACCGACAUGGACAUCUUACUCAACAUAAGAGAGUUCAUGCUGGAGAGAAACCUUUUAAAUGUAGUGAAUGUGGGAAAUCCUUUAGCCAAAGUGGACACCUUUCUACACAUAAGAUGGUUCAUACUGGGGUGAAACCCUUUGAAUGUAAAGAAUGUGGGAAAUCCUUUAGGUGGCAACCAGAUCUUUUUAAACAUAAGGUAAUUCACACUGGAGAGAAGCCCUUUAAAUGUAGUGAAUGUGGAAAAUCCUUUAACUGGCAUCAAGACCUUAGUAAACAUAAGAGGAUUCAUACUGGAGAGAAGCCUUUUGAAUGUAAUGAAUGUGGGAAGUCUUUUACUUGGAGUGGGCAGCUUACUACACAUAAGAGAAUUCAUACUGGAGAGAAGCCCUUUAAGUGUAGUGAAUGUGGGAAAUCCUUCAGGCAGAGUGGGCAGCUUUCUGAACAUAAGAGAAUUCAUACUGGAGAGAAGCCCUUCAAGUGUAGCGAAUGUGGGAAAUCCUUUAACCGGAGUGGUCACCUUACUGCACAUAAACGAAUUCAUACAGGGGAGAAACUCUUCAGCUGUAGUGAUCAUCUUACUGAAUAUCAGAGAAUCCACACUGCGGAGGAACCACCUUAAAUUCAGUGAAGGUAGGAAAGUAUUUGACAUAAAGGUUCUACUAAGCAUAAAAGAAUUCCUAUCAGAGGAAAAUCUUUGAAUGUGUUCAGUAUAGGAAAUCAUUUAGCUGCAGUGGACAACCUGUGUAACCUAUGGGAAAUCUUUUUAGCCAGACAGGAGAGAAAAUCCCUUCAGUGUUGUGAAUUUAGUCAGUCUUUUAGUUGAACAUAAGUGAAUUCAUAGGAGGGCCAAAGAUUUUUGUAGAAGUCAGAAGUUUUACUGACUUGUGAAUUGCCUUGAAAUGACAACAUCCUAUGUUGUUUGUGUGGUAACAAUUAUUUUAUAGUAGUUUCACAAGUCCUGUGGUCUUCAUUUGUAUGGGAAACCCCUCUACCAAUGCAACUCAGUACAGACUCUUCAACUUAGAGGCAAAAAAGUUGCCCAAGGGGUAGUAAGAGGCUCUGAUUUGCCCUGGAUCACAUUUUGUUUUUACAUUGCCUUUAUUUCUUACUCUCAGCUCUCCCCAACUUUGUUUCAGAGAACCAUUCCUUAAAAUAAAAAUAAAAGUUCAUCAAAUUCAACUCGCAUGUUGAAAAAGCCUGACAUUAUAUGUGACUUUCCAAAUUUAACCCCCCCCCCAAAAAAAUUCACUAUGAUCCAGUUGAAUUUGUAACAGGAAUCUAAGGGUUGUUAACAUCAGCAAAACAUUUUAUAACCAUGAUUAUCUCAGUAGAGGCAGAAAACAGCUUUUUAUGAGGAACAGUACUAAUUUAUACUUUAAAGUGCUAUAAAGUUUUAUAAAAUGCAUAGAAGGAUCUUUUCUUUAAAAAUAUGAUCCAAAGUGUCUUAAGCCAAGUUAACAUUAUAUUCAGUGGAGAAACACAAAGUUUUCUCGAUAAAACAUAAGUAAAGCAGGAAUGGACAACUUUCCUCACUGUUUAACAGUUCUAGAAAUUCCAGAAGUAGCUAUAAAAUAUAGAAAAGAAAUUAAAAACAUUAAGGUGGACAACAGACAAAACUGUCCCUAUUUGCUGAUAACAUUACGGCUUACUUAGAAGAUCCUAAGCAGUCAACAAAGAAACUGACACCACAGCUUCAGUAAGACGCAGACUGCAAAAUAAACCCACAGAAAUCAACAGCAUUUUUGUAUGGCAGCCUUAAAAUCCCCGAAGAAAUAGUGAGGUCCUAAUCACAAUAAAGGGCAGCUAAGUGGCACAAUAGAUAGGAGUGCCAUUCUUCAUCCUGAGUUCAGAUCUGGCCUCGGACACUU